AGACCGACGACCCCCUCACAAAGAUGAACAGUUAUUUGAGAUUCAUAUCGUGGAACAGAAGAGAUGUCGAACUCAUUUGGACGGGCAUCUACGAGGAUGAGGACGGCAGCGGACGGAAGGCGACAGUAGCCGCACCCAUAUACAGCCCUAAAAUACCGUCGCCCGAUGGAGCUGAGGACAUUCCAGGCCAGCUAGUUGCAGUUGUGGCAUUGGACAUUGGCGUAGGCGAACUAGGGGAGAAUGCUGACAUCACCGUCCAACAGCGGACCAGCAACAAUGGAGCCACAGUGUGCAAGCCCGUCGAACUCACUGACUGUCAAUCGCAG
Ostreobium quekettii is the source of this 326-nucleotide messenger RNA. Lineage: Eukaryota; Viridiplantae; Chlorophyta; Ulvophyceae; Bryopsidales; Ostreobiaceae. The record is from the annotation of a GenBank genome assembly.